UAAAAUGAGUUUUCCCUCUUUUUUAGUAUUUUAUAACAAAGUCAAUGUCACCAACCCAGAGGCCAGAUCCAUUCCUGAUCAAGGUGAGUGAGUCUUCUACUUCAACCACACUUAUCUUUAAUUUGCUUUCCAUCUUCUAAUCAUCAUAUCAUUUUUCAAUCAAGUCUUCCACACUUAGCUUUGCUUCUAUUUCGUUAAUUGCAAUUUCCAUCAUUAUUAUUUUGAAAGAUAUAUAUAACGCAAGAGAAAAUGAGAAUAAAUAACCUAUGCAAAAAACUCAUUACUACUUUGCAUUGCAAUACUAGAAGUAGAUGUUGUGUUAUGUCAUGGAGUUUAUUAGGAUGCAUACUUUUGCUUCAUCUAUAUUCCAUCAUUCAACAAAAACAUGAAGAAGGUGUAGAGUUUCAAUUCAAUGUGAAUCAUCCUCAUCCUCUUUCUCAUUUCCAUGAACUCCAACAAGUUGAAAAAGAGAACUUCCAAAUUCCACCACCAAACAAAAAAAGGUUACAUCAAAGCAAGUCAAUAACACCAUUGGUUGAUGAAUUCUUGGAUGAACAUUCACCACUUAGACAUGUUGUUUUCUUUCCUGAUAAAACUAGUGCUGUUGAUCCAAUGAAGAGUAAAGGGAAUGAUAGUUAUUACUAUUACCCUGGUAGAGUUUGGUUGGAUACUGAUGGAAAUCCUAUUCAAGCUCAUGGUGGGGGCAUUCUAUUUGAUGAGAAUUCAAAUACUUACUAUUGGUAUGGUGAAUAUAAAGACGGGCUUACUUACUUUGCUCAUAAGAACAAAGGACCUGCUCGUGUGGACAUUAUAGGAGUUGGUUGCUAUUCUUCUAAGGAUUUAUGGACAUGGAAAAAAGAGGGUAUUGUAUUGGCAGCAGAGAAAACAAACAAAACACAUGAUCUACACAAGUCCAAUGUACUUGAGAGACCAAAAGUAAUUUACAACAAAAAAACCAAAAAAUAUGUAAUGUGGAUGCACAUUGACAGUGCCAAUUAUGCAAAAGCUUCUGUUGGCAUAGCAUUGAGUGAUACUCCUAUCGGCCCGUUCGAAUACCUCGGCAGCCGAAGACCACAUGGAUAUCAGUCUAGGGACAUGACAAUUUUCAAAGAUGAAGAUAAUGUUGCAUAUCUAAUAUACUCAUCUGAACAAAACAAUGUAAUGCACAUUGGACCCUUGACAGAAGAUUAUCUCAAUGUGACAUCUGUUAUGACAAGGAUUUUUGUCGGACAGCGAAGAGAAGCGCCGGCUAUGUUCAAACACAAAGGAACAUAUUACAUGGUUACAUCAGGUUGUACUGGUUGGGCACCAAAUGAAGCACUUGUUCAUACUAGUGAGUCAAUUUUGGGGACAUGGGAAACAAUUGGAAAUCCAUGUGUUGGUGGAAACAAAAUGUUUAGAGUUUCUACUUUCCUUGCACAAAGCACUUUUGUGCUGCCAUUGACUAAGUUUCCUGGUUUGUUUAUCUUCAUGGCUGAUAGAUGGAAUCCAAGUGAAUUAAGAGAUUCAAGAUAUGUUUGGUUGCCUUUGAUUGUUGAUGGAAGUGAUGAUCAAGCACUUGAGUAUGGCUUUGGAUACACAUUGUGGCCUAGAGUUUCUAUUUAUUGGCAUAAGAAAUGGAAACUUCCUAUGGGUUGGAAUACAUUCAAAUAAUGUAGUAGCUUUUUGGGUACAUUUGUUUUCAAUUUCACCAAGGAAGCAUGAAUCCUUUAGACGUGUAUCCAUCUAUCAGGGAUUUGGAUCUUCUUCAUUGUACCUUUCACUUGUUUUUUCUCCAUUUUCAAUCACCACAAUGGUUGAGAUUACACUUCGGAAAAAUUGAGAGGUUUUCCAAUUAAGAAGAUCCAUUUCCAUGUAUCAAAGACUUUUAUGGAUAAUGUAUAUGUUCAUAGAUGUACUUUUGACACUUUUUUUAAAAUUUAUUUAGGGGUAAAUAAAUUUUAUAUUUUGUUUUUA
Molecule: messenger RNA, 1956 nt
Organism: Cicer arietinum (chickpea)
Lineage: Eukaryota; Viridiplantae; Streptophyta; Magnoliopsida; Fabales; Fabaceae
Biological process (GO): carbohydrate metabolic process
Molecular function (GO): hydrolase activity, hydrolyzing O-glycosyl compounds
Source: RefSeq, a predicted model, not a curated record